Molecule: messenger RNA, 1069 nt
Organism: Vicia villosa (hairy vetch)
Lineage: Eukaryota; Viridiplantae; Streptophyta; Magnoliopsida; Fabales; Fabaceae
Exons: 6
Coding region: 111-896 (261 amino acids)
Biological process (GO): proteolysis
Molecular function (GO): cysteine-type peptidase activity
Source: RefSeq, a predicted model, not a curated record
UCAGUUGCAUCAAUAAAACAGGUACAUCACAAUUAUAUGAUAUUUAUGCAUGAAAAAUGUUAAUUCGUGAUCUUAUAUUUCACCUAACUAAUUAUAUGAUCUUUAAUUAGAUGCAUGCUAAAGAGAUUGAAGAUGUCAGUAAGGGUAAGAAGCCUGAAAAGGUUGUUGCUAAGACCGCGGCUAAGAAAAAAUCUAAUCCCAGUAAGUUUAGGUCGUGCCUUUUAACUUCUUUAGAACUCUCUGAUAUUCCGCAAGGAAACACCCGUCUUGUACCUAUGGAGGAAGAUGUGUCUGGUAUUGAGCAUCAAGAAACAAUUGGUAUGGAGGAUUUUGAACAAAUUUUUGAACAUACGCAAUUAGGCCUCAGUGUUAUUGAUACAUACAUAAGGUUUUUGUAUGAAAAAUUGAUGCACCCGACUGGAUUGAGAUUGAGGCAAAGAUUCGCUUUCUUAGCUCCCUUCAUUACCAACUUAGGGUUAAUCAUAUCUAAAUCGGAUGAAGUCAUGGCUGGACAUUGGUUGUUGGUCGCGAUUAAUCCUAUCAGUGAAGUUGUAUAUUUUCUGGAUUCCUUACACAAUCCAGUUAGUACAUACGAAGCUAUGAAGAAUUUGGUUGAUACCGUUAUACAAGUUUUUCGAGCACAAAGAGGAAGUCAAGUACCAAAGAGUAAAGCCAACAAUAUCACAUGGAUUCAAGUGGAGUGUCCUGGGCAGCGUAAUGAAGUAGAUUGCGGUUUUUACAUGUUGCAGUUUAUGAAAGAAAUUCUUCUUUCGAAUCAAAUAGAGAUUCCGUCCAAGUAUUUUGACGACUUCAAGUGUGCUACUUACUCAAAAUCUAAGUUGGAUGAACUUAAGGAGGAAUGGUGUCAAUUCAUGAUUGAGUUGAAAGUUGUAUAGGUAUACUGAAAUUUUACUAUAAUUGAUGAGAAUUUUGAGUAUAGCCAAGUGCAUGUUGCAAUAUUUGAUUUAUCUACAUAGAUUAUUAAGUGAUAUGUAGGCCGUUUGAAAUACAUUCGUGGAAAAUGUAGAAUGGUUUUAUAUACACUAAUGUAGAAUGUUUUUCACCUUUA